Molecule: messenger RNA, 3507 nt
Organism: Pungitius pungitius (ninespine stickleback)
Lineage: Eukaryota; Metazoa; Chordata; Actinopteri; Perciformes; Gasterosteidae
Gene: antxr2a
Product: ANTXR cell adhesion molecule 2a
Exons: 17
Coding region: 525-2012 (495 amino acids)
Cellular component (GO): cell surface; plasma membrane
Molecular function (GO): transmembrane signaling receptor activity
Source: RefSeq, a predicted model, not a curated record
AAAAAAAACAUUCCUUAAUUCUCCUCAUUGUCUUUAUUAAAUGAUUAAAUCGUUCCCCACUGCGUUAAAUAAAGUCUCCCGCGCAGCACUCAGAAAGCCGAGCCAUGGCGCGAGAGCUUGAACGCGGCCGAACUUUUCUUUACUCCGCGAAGAAGUUCUUCUUCUUCUUCUUCAUCUUUUUCCCUCGCCGGCAGUGAUUUGCCCACCUUUGCCCCAGGAGCCCGUCCCGCUUGUUUUUAUUGAGGAUGUUGAGCGGUGAGUUAGGGAGAUGAAGAUAGCUCGCGGCCGGUGACGUCGGGGCGGUGGUUUCCUUUAUUUCGCAGCUCAAAAUCCUUUAAACUCUGCUGUUCUUCGGAGGAACUCGGGACUCGUCACGAUGCGCACGUCACGCUCAACGGCCGUCCGCGCGCGCUAAGAAACUCUUCAAAAAAGGGCUGUUUUGCGUAAUUUUCGUUAAAAAAAUAGUAAAUAGAAGUCAUUAAUUUAGUUUCCACCCACCUCGAGGACAACUUCCCUGCACAACUAUGUUGGAAAAGUUGUCUCCCAGUUUCCCCGCGGAGGGUCGACUUUGUUCCGGAAGGACUCGGUGGACUUCGGCGGCGCUCGCGGUGGUCCUGCUGGGUGUGUUCGCCUCGUGCUGCUGGGCGGAAGAAGCGUCCUGUCACGGGGCUUACGACCUCUACUUUGUUUUAGACAAGUCCGGGAGCGUCUCCAGCGACUGGGGCGAGAUCUACUCGUUUGUGAAGAACCUCACCGACAGAUUUGUGAGCCCCAGGAUGAGAGUCUCCUUCAUCGUCUUCUCGGCUCAAGCUAAAGUCCUGCUGCCUCUGACUGGAGACAGAGCGGAGAUAGAAGAAGGUCUGAAGCGCCUACGGGACGUGAAACCGGCCGGAGAAACCUACAUGCACGAGGGGAUCAAAGAGGCCUCGGCCCAGAUACAGACGCAGGGCACCAAGUCGUCCAGCAUCAUCCUGGCUCUGACGGACGGGAAGCUGGACGUUUACGUUCAGGAGCUCACAGUGAAGGAGGCAGAAGGGGCCCGAAAAUACGGCGCCCGCGUCUACUGCGUCGGCAUCAAGGACUUCGACGAGCAGCAGCUCGCCGAAAUCGCCGACACCAAGGACCAAGUGUUUCCUGUCAAAGAUGGCUUCCACACACUCAAAGGCAUCGUCAAUUCUAUAUUAAAGCGCUCGUGCACGGAGAUCCUGAGCGUGGAGCCCUCCAGCGUCUGCGUGAACGAGUCCUUCAAAAUCGUCCUCAGGGGGAACGGCUUCGCCAUCGGCCGCAGCAACGAGGGCGUCGUCUGCAGCUUCAUCGUGGACCAGCAGACCUUCAAUGAGAAGCCGAGUUCAGUGACCAACGAUUAUCUGCUGUGUCCGGCCCCCCAGCUCUACCACGUGGGACAGACCAUGGACGUGCUCAUCAGCCUGAACCACGGCAAGUCCUUCAUCUCCAGCGCCUACACCAUCACCGCCUCCACCUGCUCGGACGGCGUGGUGGUGGCCAUCGUCUUCCUGGUGCUGCUGGUCAUCGUGGCCCUCGCCCUCAUGUGGUGGCUGUGGCCCCUCUGCUGCACCGUGGUCAUCAAAGACCCGCCGCCUCCUCCUCCACCUUCCCGUCCGCCGCCACCUGAGCCAGAGGAGCUGCCUAAGAUGAAGUGGCCCACCGUGGACGCGUCCUACUACGGGGGCAGAGGAGCGGGGGGGAUCAAACGCAUGGAGGUGCGCUGGGGCGAGAAGGGCUCCACGGAGGAGGGGGCCCGGCUGGAGAAAGCCAAGAACGCCGUGGUGUCCAUUCCGGAGGACUCGGAGCAGCCGAUGAUCAAGCGCCCCACCCCGAAGGCCGCCCCCACCCACCAUCGGAACCAGAACAAGUGGUACACCCCCAUCAAGGGCCGUCUGGACGCUCUGUGGGCUCUGCUGGGCCGGCAGUACGACCGGGUCUCCCUCAUGAGACCCACCAGCGCCGACGAGGGUCGCUGUGUGAACUUCAACCGGGUUCAGCAUCAGUAGGAGACCAGACUCCUGGAGAAGGCUUCCUGUUCUCGUUAGACUACUCUCUUGUAUCUUUACACCACUAUUGGUUCUCUUUAUAUCUUUAGACCCCCCCGCCCCCCCCCCCACGUCCGUCCCCCCCCCCCGGCACCCGGCGCUCAGACCCGGUUAGCUUUAUCGUGCACCAAAGGCUUUAACAUAUUCUGACCAUAUUGUGCCUUCUGUGAGAUAAAAAAAACUCCCAAUUUCAGGGACACAGACGGAAGCUUUCUAAAGAAAGAGAGAAACACAACUGGGGGGCUCGGGGGGGUGGGGGUGGGGGGGCUGUUCAGCCUCUGGCCUGGAAAGUCUGAAUAAUCCCAGUGGGGCCUCACCAGCGCACAAGUCCAUCGCCUUUUGGCGAUUGUCUCAUCACGGAUCCUCUCCCCGACUCCGGCGGCGCCGCCCCCCCUUCGCCCCCACCCCCCCCUCUGCAGCCGCCCCGUCCUGUCAUUUUAACGCUGAGAAGUGCACACGCUUGACAAAUUGUGGACAGGACGCCCCCGAGGUACCGGGAGACUUUUUAGGCCCCGUAGUUUUUUCCUCCCGAGACACCUUCCUCCUUCCUCCUUCCUCUUUCCUCCUUCCUCCUUCCUCCUUCCUCCUUCCUCUUUCCUCCUUCCUCCUUCCUCCUUCCUCCUGCGCCCGGGACCAGUCAUCGGAGCGUUACUCCGCCGUGGGGGGGGCGUUGGACGUGGCGUUUUCUGUUCCCAGUCUGCUCUCUGCUCAGCAGGGCGUGGGACUUCUUCUUCUACAGCUGCCGGCGUCCCCCCCCCCCGACCCCCGUCCCCGCGAGGGGGUCGGCCUCCUCUUCCCGGCGGCCGCGUCUCAACUCGCCGGCGCCCAGGUUUAAUUAAAAUAAUUAAAGGCAACAGCGAGCAGCAGCCUGUGAAGACGUGUCUGUCCCUUCCCUUCAUGCCUCUUUGACAUUGAAUGACCUACAACCGGCGCCGCUCACAGGAAGGACACGUUGCCACGGUGACGGUGCGCCCCGCGUCCCAAAAACGCAAACCCAAAGUAACGGAUGCGAUGGACGGAUAAGUAUUGUUCAUUUCCAGGAAUUAUGUCCUCCCCCCCACCCCCAAUAAAGAAGCCUGGUGUACGUCCGUGGAUACGAGCGCGCUGUCAUGACGCCAAUCCCCCCCCCGUGAUGUCAGGGCGCCCGCUGCAACAAAAAGCCCACAGUGGGGGGAGGAGCUGAGGGAAAAGGCCGGAAUGAUGCCGUCACUUCGGAUGCCCGACCCCCCCGCCCCCGCCCAGGAUGGAUAUCCGAGUCGAGACCUGACAACGCGCGGCGGCUUUGACGGGGAGCGGUAUGGACAAUGACCAGUGGCGGGGUCAGCGGGACGUCUCCGCGCAGGCAGGGGAGCUUAUCACAUGACACUAAAAAUAAGUUCAGCCACCGUCAACUUUGGGGGGGGGGGCACACAUUCGGCGGCGUCAUUAUUCCUUUGUUUGGUCUCUUUAGACACAU